AUGGGUAUUGCCGACCUCCUCGACGAGAUUGCCAAUGGGUCGACGUCUCGUCCUGGUGUCGACAAGGUCAUAGAGCCUCCUCCUCCUCCUCAAGCCCCGGAAAGCAGACCCUAUCUUUCGCGUGCUCCCCUGCCUGGUUCAGCCCGUACCACCUACCAAAUAGCAAAGGGCACGACGACAAGUCGUCAGGAAGGUCGUGGUACUCCAGGGGCAGGGGGUCCUCUUCAGACUGCUGCUAGCCCUAGGGGCAACUCCAACAAACAAGCCCCGUUGGCCGUUGCUUCUUCAAGGUACAACAGCCCCAGCGGAUGUCCCACACGGCAGCCCAGGGCGGGCAGCGGCCCCACUCGUACCCCACGCACCACCAGUGCCCGUGCGGAUCCUCUCGCCAAGCCGAACCGAAACCCGGGUCCUUCCGACCGCCGUUCGCCUGCUACUUCUCAACCGCCUGUCCGCAAGCAGCAAACCACGAAGCCUGCGAAGCCCAGGGAACCCACAGACAGUACUGCCACCAAAAAGCCUACUACUGCCACCAAAAAGCCUACUACUGCCACCAAAAAGCCUACUACUGCCACCAAAAAGCCUACUGUCACCAAAAAGCCUACAACUGCAUCGUCCUCUCGUGCCGCUGCUCCGUCUAUCACGGCCGAAUCCAAACAGCCGCCCCAACCCGUCGACGGACCCGUCACACCUCCGGACGACCCCGACACAACAGAUUGCGAGUCUCUGUUCGGCGAUUCUCUGUUUGAAAGCAUUGAAGAGCGCCCAAAGCCCGCUCGUUUCCGUCGGGGCAAAGGCUCGCAGCUGAAGAAGAUCAUCGGCCAGACAAAACGCGAAGCCACGUUUCGGAGACAAACACAGGCACAGCUUCAAGCUGAAGCCGCCACACGAGCCGCGGAAAAGGCCAAAGAAGCAGAGAUUGAGGCUGAGAGACGGGCAAAAUCCGCCAAAAGUGCCGGAGCCGCGAGAGAAGCUAGGGAGCUCGCCGCGAGAUCUUUGCUCAGCCCCUCGCUCACCCCCUUGCUCGCCCCUACGGUCAUCCCGGCCGGUGCCAAACAAAAGCUCAUCGGAGAGGUGAAGCUCACCAACGACAGCCCAUUGUCGACACUCUUGGCCACCUCAGGCGCCGUUAUGGACCCACCAAAGCAUGGCAACUACCCCAUCAUUCUUAGUGAUGCUUUACUAGGCAAGGCGUCCAAAGAAACAGUCAGUGGCAUUCGCUACAAUCACAAACCGGCCCUCUCGUCUGACAUUGCCCCGAGCCAAUCAAGGCUUAAGCGGUCCGCUAAGGAUGGUUCGUAUAACCUCGGCUUCGAUGAUAACGGCGACAAGUAUCAAUACAAUGGCGUCCGCACUGCAGCAGACGGCCAAUACGUGCUCGUCUUCGACCCAGACCGCAAGGCUUUCGUCCUUCACCAGGUCGAUUCAAUGUUCAACAUGAACAUUGCCAAAACACCGACCGACACCAAUGCCGCGAAGCAGUUCCCUCCUUUGGAUGUCAAGGGCACUAUUCUCGACAAACCGGCCGCGAAGCCAAAGGCAUCAGCAGCCGCAUCCAGGAAUAAGGAAGCGCCUGCCAAGAACGCCCCUGCUGGCAGGGGAAGAGGAGGAAAGUCAGCCCAAAACAAGCAGAAUCCCGCAACAUUACCUCCAUCCAAGCCUGCCUCGCCGCCGCGUGCAGAGGUAGAGGGACACGCAACCAAGCGCCGCAAGCCAACAUCCGCUGAUUCCGAAGACGAGGAUGAGGAUGACGAUGAUGGUGGCUUGACGAUAGAAUACCCCGAUGGUCCCCCACCCGAACGGUUCAAGCCAGCAGUCAACAAGUAUGCUUCUCCUGCUCUCGCCCUGACCCGGCGCUUUUCCGAGUUUGCGGCCGCUUAUAACCCGGACGAGGAAGAGGACGUCAAUAUGGACGCCGAGUUCGAGUCUCGGUUCAAUGAAGACGCCGAUGGAGAAGGUGGCGGAUACGAGGACGACGAUGAGGAAGAGGAGGAAGACGAGGACAUGGUGGAUGCUUUGGCCCUACCCAGCCCGAUCAACAAACCAGCGGCAUUAGCAAGGACCAAUAGCUACCACGAGAACCCAUUGCCUCCUCCUGACCGCUUCAGUUUCGACGAUGGGUCCGAUAUGGAGGCAGAGUUCGAGAACGUUCAAGAAUCAGCGCCGGUCAAUAAUCAGGCCAAUGCCGCUGAUGGUAUUGAUGAUGCCGAGAUUGCUGCUAUGGAGGCGGAACUUGCGAAGGAAUUGGAGAGUGACGUUAGCGAGGAGGAGUAAUCGCGUUCCCGCACCUCGGCAUUUUAAUCAUGGGGUAUAAUUGGUUCAGCAUCUUGAACCUCGUCGGGUAAAUGCAUUUAGUUUUGGCUAUGGAGUUGUCAGCAUUCUGCAAGGGCUGGGCCUUUGAGGAAUAAAGAAACCGGCGUUAGGUUCACAACGGAGCAGUUGGUAAUAAGUAGCGAAAAGUUGAACAGAGGAAGUAAAUUUAGCAAUAAAGUAGUUAUAAUCGGCCUUCAGCAGCUAUCAGGUAGGUAGAUCUACUUAUGGACGGCCAUCAGUGGAACAUAGAAACGGGCUGUAGCCCAGAUGGGAUAUCCUUUGAUGACAACUCUUGAUGACACUCCCUGAUGAGUGAUACAUACAAUCCAUUUUUUUACAAUUCGUUGUGCUCGACCUGUGUAUAUUUAGUCUAUCCCACUUGACGUACAUCCGGUUUCUAA
Molecule: messenger RNA, 2714 nt
Organism: Neurospora crassa OR74A
Lineage: Eukaryota; Fungi; Ascomycota; Sordariomycetes; Sordariales; Sordariaceae
Exons: 3
Coding region: 1-2274 (757 amino acids)
Source: RefSeq, a predicted model, not a curated record